Messenger RNA from Daphnia pulicaria, 789 nucleotides. Its product is annotated as U3 small nucleolar ribonucleoprotein protein IMP3-like. The coding region runs from base 185 to 733 and encodes 182 amino acids. Lineage: Eukaryota; Metazoa; Arthropoda; Branchiopoda; Diplostraca; Daphniidae. The transcript has 6 exons. Gene Ontology annotation, biological process: rRNA processing. The record is from RefSeq and is a predicted model, not a curated record. Gene Ontology annotation, cellular component: small-subunit processome; small ribosomal subunit; Mpp10 complex. Gene Ontology annotation, molecular function: snoRNA binding; structural constituent of ribosome; rRNA binding.
ACACGUGUGAGAUUUCCGUCGUCUGCAGAUUGUCUUUUUUGUCUGCUGUUUGUAGUUUGUAUCAAACUUUUCGAGGGGAUUGAAAGGUUUAGCAGCUUUAUUCUUCAAUAAUUAAUUUCGGAAAUCAGCAACACAUCUCUGUUCCAGGAUUUAUGUGCAACGUCUGAAAAACUAACACCACAGAAUGGUCCGAAAACUAAAGUAUCAUGAACAGAAAUUGUUGAAAAAAGUAGAUUUUAUCUCCUGGAAGCUUGACAACAAUGUUCAUGAAGUGCAAAUUCUUAAAAGAUACCGAAUUCAAAAAAGAGAUGAUUACACAAAGUACUGCACACUUGUAAUGCAUGUAAAAAAGUUGGCAAACAAGAUAAAGGAGCUCGACCCCAAAGACCCUUUCAGAGUGGAGUGCAGCGCUGCUCUUUUGGAAAAACUAUAUUCCAUGGGUUUAAUUCCAACCAAGUGGUCCCUUGAUCUUGUUUCCAAAAUAACAGCAUCCUGCUUCUGUCGAAGAAGACUUCCUGUGGUCAUGGUUAGGGCAAAGAUGGCAGAUUCCAUCAAAACUGCAACUACAUUUGUGGAACAAGGACAUGUCAGAGUUGGUCCUGAAGUGGUAAAAGACCCAGCAUUUCUUGUUACCAGAAACAUGGAGGAUUUUGUGACCUGGGUAGACUCCUCAGCUAUUAAGAAACAUAUUAUGGAAUACAACGAGAUGAGAGAUGAUUUCAAUAUGGCUUGACUUGUUUGACGAAAUGCAACUUGUAUGGAAAUACAUCCCGUUUUCUAUCUACUAAA